This is a messenger RNA of Setaria italica (foxtail millet), 1781 nucleotides long. Its product is annotated as protein MARD1. Bases 519 to 1433 code for a protein of 304 amino acids. The transcript is spliced from 3 exons. The record is from RefSeq and is a predicted model, not a curated record. NCBI's taxonomy places the organism in Eukaryota, Viridiplantae, Streptophyta, Magnoliopsida, Poales, Poaceae.
CCUCCCCCUGGGAAAUAGAGAGAGCGAGAGGUGGAAGGAGGAAGAAGAAACCCCCUCCUCCCUCCUCGAGAACAGUUCUCCCCAUUUACCCCGGGGGAAAGGAAAGAUUAGUCGUGAAAUCAAAGUCUAGCCUCCCAGCCGUAUAAAUACCCAAACCGGCAAACCCCACCCCACCACCCAAGAACCGCAGAAAUCGAGCAGACGCCUUUCCGGGGGUUUUCCGAUCCGGACGGCGGUUUCCGGCGAGGUUUUUGGGUUCCGUCACUCAGGGUGGUUUCGUUGAUCGAUACCUGUGUGCUCUUCCUUCUUCGUUCUUGUUAGGGACCUUCCUUUCCCAUUCGCUGAUCAGAGCCUGUCGCCAGCCGGCUUCUGUUCUUGCGCGUUGCUGGGAAGAGGAAAUAGCGGGUGGAAGUUUGGGUUCCGAUCGAAUCCGAGGCCGGGGAGCAAUGCGGCCGUGGUAGGAGCGGCCGGCCAUCACUACCGGAGUUUGAUCCAACCAAGGAGGGCCGCUUUCUGCGAUGCUGCGCAGCAGAUCGAGAGGAGCGGUUGGUGGCGGGGCCAAGCAAGGAGGAGCAGGUGGGCUCAUGGCUGAGCCCCCCGCGGCCACGGCCACCGCCGCCCAGUCGCCGAGGCAUCCUUCUUCUUCGUCGUCAGCUGCCCCGGUGUUCCCUGCCCCGAGGCCGUUCAUGGCGAUGGCGCUGCCCCAGGCGGACGGCUCCUCCGAGGGGCCCUCGUCGGCCAUGAGCCCCACCUCCAUCCUCGAGACCAAGCAGUUCUGCUGCUCCGCGCUGCCCCCGUUUCUGUCGGAGCGGAGCCUCAGGCGAGCGCACCACGCGGACACGCCCGCCGCCGCGCCGGAGCCGGCCGGCGUCGGCCUCGCCGACGUGCUCCGGGACCACGGGGACGCCAAGCCGGGCGGCGGCAAGGUGGUGUUCGGGUCUCAGCUCAGGAUCCAGGUCCCCUCCGGCAGGGCCGUCGAGCUGGUGUCCUCCCCGAUCGAGUUCGGCGCCAAGAACCGGGACGCGCAGCUGGCGGUGCUGUCGCCCGCCAGGAGGUUCCUGCCGGAGGUGGUCAGCUCGCCGUCCGCUCGGGUGUUCGCCGGGGCCGUGGCGCCCGGGGAAAUGGCCAUGUCAGAAGACUACACCUGCGUCAUCUCGCGGGGCCCCAACCCGAGGACCAUGCACAUCUUCGACGACUGCAUAGUCGAGAGCUGCGGGGAUGUGCUCGUCGAGAAGAUGGACAAAGGGGCCGGCGCUGGCGAUGGCGGCUUUGCGGCUGUGGCGAGUGGCUUCAUGAGCUCUUGCCAGGCAUGCAACAAGCAACUUGGCUAUGGCAGUGACAUCUUCAUCUAUCGAGGUGACAAAGCAUUCUGCAGCAGCGAGUGCCGGUACCAGGAGAUGCUUUUCGACGAAACAGUGGACAAUUUGCGCUAGACGAUGAACGAAAAGAGGAUGUUAGUGGAGGAGAAGGCAUGAUGAUCCUGAAUAACUGAGACAAGUUUUUUUUUUUGCUUCUUUUUCUUCCUUUUGUUGUGUCAUCUUUGCGAGAUUGCAUGCUGUUUUUGGUCAUGGAGGAGGGAAUGAUUUAGUCUUUUGCGGAUUAAAGACCUUUGGCGCCCACUUUUGUAAGAGGUUGCAGAUUGAUGAUCUGGACUUCUUGUUCAUGCGACUUUCCCGUUUUAGUUGCAAGUUCUGAUGCUCCCAUUCUAGUUCUGUGUUUGUUCAUGUGACUCCCAGAAUGGAUCCCAAAGUAAAUUGAAGAAAAGUUAGCCCCUUUGCUCU